Messenger RNA from Moneuplotes crassus, 807 nucleotides. The record is from the annotation of a GenBank genome assembly. NCBI's taxonomy places the organism in Eukaryota, Ciliophora, Spirotrichea, Euplotida, Euplotidae.
GACUGAGACGAGCCUAUCCUCCGUUAUAAAGGAUUCCGGAAAUAUAUGAAGAGAAAGACCAAUAAGUACUUCAGGAAGAAAAGCUCCAAAUUUUUAAAGCUCAAACCUAAGAAGAAGGAACAUAAGUCUAUUUAUAUCAAAACAUUGGAUGCUUUCAACCCCAGAGAGAGGAGCUUAGAUAUGACCAAUCCUUAUAUUCAGGUGACUCCUCAAAAGUCAACAGCUCUUGAGAAUGAGAGAACCUCAAAAUGGAGCUUAAGAUCUACUAGCAAACCAAUGUCUCAAAUAAGAAGGAGUGAAGCUAAGAAGCCGAGUUCUGUAAAAAGCAGACUCUUUGGUAGACCUAGUGAGCAACUUGAGGAGUACAAAAAGCUCAUCUUAGAGUCUGAAAAAGCGAGUACCAAAGCUACUACCUUAACUAAGGAUAAGGAAAGAGGCAAGAGCACUCUCAUUCGAAGAAAAGCUUACCAGCCACCUAUAAAGAAGUAUGAAUUGCCGACUGACAAUCCCUUAUUUAAUCAGACAUUUUAUAAAAAUGAAUCACAAAAGCUACUUGAAAACUCUUUUGACUGGAAGAAGGCUGGCAAUACAAGACAUAUCCAGACUAGAAUCCAAAAGAGGAUAAAAUAUUUGGUAUAUGUCCGCAAGGAAGACAAAAGUGAAGCCUCAGCUAACAGCAGAAAAAUCUAUAGGUCUUCUACCAAUUUCCUCCCUACACCUUCAGACAGAGUGAAGCUUAGGAAGAAGUUCAUUAGGAAACACAAGAAGAACUUGCUGUUUGAUCAAAACAAGAGCUGAGGAAGAUAA